AUUAGUUUGAGUGCUAAAAUAUGAUGUUUCAAAUGGUGUUUGUUUCCAUUGAGACACACCGUAAUUUCACACCGGAGAAUCUCUGCUUCUUCUAACAAGGAGAGUUUAAAAGAAGAGAGCAAAUGGUGAUGGGUCCCUAUUUUAUGGAGAUUAGGACCAAAAAGACUUUGAUUGGUCUUGGUUUGGGACAGCUUCGCUCACUUCUUUCUACUUCUAAUGGUUUUACAUCUUCUGAGCUCGCCAGAAAAGAUCCUCUAGCUUCACUCUACUUAUAUCAGCUUUACUGCGUCUGAGUUCGCCAGAAAAGUUAAAGUUUGGUUUCACGGGAUUGUUGGAUUGAAGGAAGAAACCAGUUAUGGUGUGUUUCAGUUUCAAUGAGAUGAAUGCGAAGAAGACUCUGAUUGGACUUGGAUUAGGACAGAUCAUCUCGCUUCUCUCUACAUUUCUUUCGUUUGCAGCGUCUGAGGUUACCAGAAAAGGGAUAAAUGCUCCAACAACACAGUCGUUCAUGGGUUAUCUUUCACUUGCAAUCGUCUAUGGAGGUAUCAUGCUGUAUCGAAGACCCGGAAUUAAAGUGAAGUGGUAUCACUGUUUACUCCUUGCUUUUGUUGAUGUGGAGGGAAACUUUCUCGUGGUGAAGGCUUAUCAGUACACAUCACUGACAAGUGUCAUGCUACUGGACUGCUGGGCGAUCCCUUGCGUUAUGGUCUUGACUUGGGUUUUCUUGAAAACAAAAUACAGAAUGAUGAAGAUCAGUGGCGUUGUCAUCUGUUUUCUUGGUGUUGUCAUGGUAGUCUUCUCAGACGUCCAUGCAGGGGAUCGAGCUGGUGGAAGUAAUCCUGUUAAAGGAGAUCUUCUUGUUUUAGCUGGAACAACCUUGUCUGCUGCCUGUGAUGUCGGUGAGGAGUUCUUUGUGAAGAAUGGAGACAUGAUUGAACUAUUAGCCUUUUUGGGAACUUUUGGCACAAUUGUUGCUGCGGUACAGAUAAGCAUAUUGGAACGUGGUGUGCUCAAAGAGAUUCACUGGUCAACUGAGACGAUUUUACUUUACCUUGGAGUCGCUCUUGCGUUAUUUCUCCUUUAUUCAUUAGUCGCAGUCUUAAUUCAGACCAAUGGAGCAACAAUGUUCAACCUCUCGUAUCUCACAUCAGACAUGUGGGCUGUUUUGAUCCGCACUUUUGGUUACCACGAGAAGGUUGAUUGGCUCUAUUUCUUGGCAUUUGCUACUACAGCUAUUGGACUGAUCAUAUACUCAAUGAAAGAGAAAGAUGAAGAGGAACAAAGAAUGUUUCUCGAUGAGGAGGAUGGUGAGUCACUUCGCACCAGACUUAUAGUUGCUUCCACCUGAAACCUAACUCUGUACCUAUAGCUAAUCAAAGCCCUCAGGUUUUUAUGUAUCUAUGUCAUUGGCUGUGACAAACUAUUUGGGUGGAGACAAGUUUGUAUAUUUCUCUCCCAUAAUUUGGUAAUUGUAAAGAAAAUUAUGGCUUUAAGUAUUUGAUGCAGAUUAAUAGACUAAUAGUAAUAUGAUGUUUCAAAUGGUCUUUG
This is a messenger RNA of Camelina sativa (false flax), 1548 nucleotides long. RefSeq lists its product as uncharacterized. Gene Ontology annotation, cellular component: membrane. Gene Ontology annotation, molecular function: transmembrane transporter activity. Gene Ontology annotation, biological process: transmembrane transport. NCBI's taxonomy places the organism in Eukaryota, Viridiplantae, Streptophyta, Magnoliopsida, Brassicales, Brassicaceae. The record is from RefSeq and is a predicted model, not a curated record.